Messenger RNA from Microdochium trichocladiopsis, 648 nucleotides. RefSeq lists its product as uncharacterized. The annotation marks the transcript as partial. Lineage: Eukaryota; Fungi; Ascomycota; Sordariomycetes; Xylariales; Microdochiaceae. The transcript is spliced from 2 exons. The record is from RefSeq and is a predicted model, not a curated record.
CCCCCUGCGCUGCCACCAACCGUCGAAGAGGCCUACCGGCGAAAAUGCAUCCAGCUCAAGGAGCGCUCGAAAGAGAUUGAGGACGAGAACGACGCGUAUAGACUGCGCCUUGCCAGAUUAAAGCGCCAGAUCCAGAAGUGCCGGCUCGAGCGUGCAUUCCUCUUGGAGCAGAUCGCCAAGCGCACCAGUACCAAUGUUGAGGAUUCAGAUGGCAGCCCUAGCCCGCCACCAACACCGGACAGCAAGCCCCUGCGGAUGAAGCGUGGCCACGGCCAGGGAGGACGCAAGUCCUCCAUGGGCCCAGACAGUGUCAGCGCGACGUUCAUCAGCCAAAACCUUGGCGGGCUCUCGCCAAGCUCGGAUGCCUACUCCCACUCGCAGCUGGACCCGCCCGUCGAGAAGGUGCGUGGUCGCAGAGCCAAUGGCCGCAGAGUCAAGAUGCCCAAGCGACCCAGUAACGCUUUCGAGAUCUACUGCAACGACAUGCGCCCAACCCUGCGCGAGCAAAACAAGGAGAAGAUCGAGUCUGGCGAAUUCCGCGUCGAGGAGGCGCUAGCGCGUGGCUGGAAGGAGCUGUCUGACGAGGCCAAGGAAGAGUUCCAGGCUCGCUUCGAGCACGACCUUGCAUCGUGGAAGGAGGAGCGCGAC